AUCAGGCAACAUCGUGUUUACUCAAUAAUAUUUACCCACUCCACGUUUUAACAGUUAUGGCUUUUAAAUUUAAAGUGGAAGUGUCCAGCUCAUAUGAUAAUUAUGUGCUAAUAUUCGCCGUAGGCGAAAGAAACUCCUUGAAGGUGCAUUAGAGCGAGUGCAAUUUGUAUGCGACGGCGAUGUAUGCAGACGUUUACGACGAACUUGCAGCAAUUAGCGCUCUGCGACCGCUGCGUGAUUGCAGUAUUCACUCACAUUUACAUCUAAACAGCCUACUCCGCGAACUAAUUGGUUAAUUAUUGAUUAAUUUCGAUUUAUAAUGAGGGUGUAGUAUUUGGUCGUGAGACGUGGGAGGCGUGCGGCGGGGCGCGUGGAGCCCGGAGGCGGGAGCGAGUGCCGGAGAAGAGACUGCCCGCUGUAUAUCAACGCGUUUAGGGACGGCACGCAGAUGCUUCUCGCGUCACGCACGCUUCGCGAUCCAAAUUGCGCGGGAAACGUUUUCAGGCCGCGAAAAACUGGCUUGUGUAGAUUAGGACUUAUGUACAUGAUUUCCAUCAAGAAAACCAACAGGGUUACCGUGUCGUAAAUUUCGUAAAACUUUUCCACAACCUCUCAUUGGAAUGUGUGCUUAUCAGCUCGGAAUAUUAUUGACAAGUGUAAUAAAAUUAUUGAUAAUAGUGAAAUAAUAAAUGAAACUUGAACGUUUAAGUGAAACACAUGUGUCAAAGGAUUUCUCAUAAGGAUCAAUAUGGGGACUUUGAGGAAAAAGAAUCACAAUCACGCGUCGGAAAAGCCGAAAGGCAAACUAAGGAGAUUGCGCGACAAUGCCAGCAGAGUGGUCAGGGAAGAAAAACAAAUAGAAGGCCAAGACAAACGAAUUAUAUAUUUCAACGGCCCUUGUCAGCCGGAUUCGUGUGGAGAAAUUGAGGAGGCGGGAUGCAUAAACGACAACAACCGACAUUAUUGUGUGUGCACCUCCAACGGAGAACCCACCACCACUGGCUACAAAUGUCCUAGGAGCACAGUGCCAGUGACUCCGCAGCCGAUCCACAACAUCAUCCCACCGCAGGCUCGCACCACCAACUCUUCAGACUCCCGGUAUGCCGCAUCACCACCCACCGCUAAAAUAUCGAAUUUACUGAUCAGUAGCACGAGGGUAUCGGAGGCCAAAGUAGACGGAUCCAUCCAAGAGGCUAACGUGACUGGCGGGACGGGGGCUCUCCUCGCGGUCACAGCUUUGGGGGCGCUGGUGCUGGUCAUAGUCACAGCCACCAUCAUCGCUUAUUACCUCAGGAAGCGAAUACGACUUGUAGAUGGCAAGACGCAACCGCGUCGGCCAGGCGAGCCUCUUCUAGCUGACCGGUAUAUAACGAACCCCCAGUACGGCGUCUACGGCGGGCAGCUGCAGCAUGCUGCCGCAGCAAGCAGCACUGUGAAGACUGACGACACCAAUGACUCGCAAGUACCACUGCUGGACGGGAAUGCCUUGACGUUUUUAGAGGAAGUCGGGGAAGGAUGCUUCGGGAAAGUUCAUAAAGGAUUGCUAAAAUCUGGGUCUGGAGAACAAGUGGUCGCUAUCAAAGUGCUGAAAGAAAGUGCCGGCCGCAGCGCGGAGGAGGACUUCGUUCGUGAAGUCUCCAUAAUGUCAGCUUUCCGACAUCCGAAUAUACUGACCUUGAUUGGAGUGGUGUAUAGGGAUGAUAUAAACGCGACACCUUGGAUGGUGUUCGAGUAUAUGGAGUGGGGUGACUUGGCCGGUGUACUAAGAGGUUCCAGAGGAGGAGGCCGCCCAGGGCCAGUUUUGGAUGAACCUGCGCUCCUUCAUGUCGCCUUACAAGUAGCCCGAGGUAUGGAGUAUCUUGCCGCGCGCCGGUUCGUCCACAGAGAUCUUGCUGCCCGGAAUUGUCUCGUAGGAGCCCACCUAACCGUCAAAAUUGCUGACUUCGGUAUGUCUAGGGACGUCUACACGUGCGACUACUACAAAAUGGGUGGUGAACGACCAAUGCCAGUGCGGUGGAUGUCCCCGGAAAGUAUUGUCUACGCUAGAUUUACCCACGAAUCAGAUGUAUGGUCUUACGGAGUAGUACUUUGGGAAAUCUAUAGCCGAGGGAAACAACCUUUCUAUGGGCAUAAUAAUGAUGGCGCAACAAAACUAAUUUUACAAGGCAUCGUAUUAGUGCCUCCAGAAGACUGUCCUAGAUUUGCAGGUGACUUGAUGCGGGCAUGUUGGAAAUCAGAUCCUAGGGAAAGAAUAGGCUUUGAUGAAAUCUGUAGGAAGUUGGAAGUGGCAGCAGCUGCCGGUGGAACAGCUGCGCAAACUCGUCUGCCGCGCCCUCCGCCUCCGGCGCAAGAUCCCGAGGGCUACUUGAUACCCGCUCAGCGUCCCGCUAUGGAUUACUUGGCCCCGUUGCCGGAACCCGAACAGGAGUCUGAAUCUGAACUAAGCGAGGAUGAGGAUGAUGAGUACACUUGACAGUCAGUGGCGGCACAAGCGCCACGGUACAUGCCCCAUUCGUCGCUUUUGGCUGCCGCCAACGUCGCCCUAACAUUCCCCCGGGAAUCUCAAAAGGCCCAAUUUGAUUGUUAAACCUUUCAAAACAAGAAUAAGAGAUUUUGAAAGUGUUCAUUGAUAAUACUCAAUUACCUAAGUGUGAUAUUUUAAAAUAUUAUUAGGUAAACCCCAUGUAGUUUCCCUUUAUCUACAUUUUUGAAUGUACUUAUCAAGGUGUGUUCUCAAUGUGUGCCAUAAACCAAAAAAUAUGUACCUAAUAUUAAUAGAUUUUAAAUUGUAUUACUGUUAUUAAUAUGAAUAUGGAUGAUAAUAACAUUCAAUACAUUACAGUUAAGCGAUAUAAAAUAAUUGUAGAAUGGUUAACAUAAAUAAUCUUAGAUCAACGCAAAAAAAGGUCUACCCUAAGACGUUACCCAAUAAUAGGUUAGUACCUACCUACCUACCAAAUAAAAAAUGCUUUGUAUUAUUUUUUAAAAUUUUUAAGGCACCUAUUCAUCGAAUAAAAUACGCAGUUCACUUAGACUUUCCUCACAAACCUUAUAAAACGCUAUUAUAUCUUAGUAAAAAUUUAUAUGUUUUCUUUAUAAAAUGAUAAUAAAUUGUAAUGUAAAAUUUCUACAAAUAAUUGUUAAUAUUUGUGAAGAAAUCUAGUAAAUACGUAUAUUUUAUCAAAACUAUUAUUGUAAGCCUGCGUUGCCAUUUUUAAAUAUCUAUCUACGUUACAAAUAUGUAUAUAACUAGAGAUUUGGUAACCAGGGUAUUCUAUAAAAGCAACUAACUCUAUCAUUCAGACUUGCAACUUGCCGUUACUUAAAAUGUAUUGCAGGAUUUUCAAUCAAAACUAAAUCAUAAGAUGGUUUUUUAAAGUAUACUGUAACAUUUUAAAAAAAGGCGAUAUUAAUUUAAAUACAUACUUAUACGAUUAAGAAUUCUGAUAGAAAGUAAGUUGGUACCUACCUAAGUAGAAUAUAAAAUUUUUCUAAUUAUCUUCGAAGACCUAACUGCUUGGGUAAAGUUGGGCAAUUACGUUACGGGUAGGUUUAGUGUAUAGCUAUAUGCGAAAUACAUAAUAUUAGAUGCACAAUCUCAACGUUUGCGCAGUUGCGCAUUACAGAUUUGUGUUGAAACGAUGAAAUUUAGAAAACGACCACGAAUAUAGAAAUAUCUUGUAGGUUCAUGGUACUCCUACUAUUGAGUUAUUUAUGUAGGUAGUAAAUGUAAAAACUUAUUUGUUCAGGUAAAAAAGUUUUAAUAUAAAAGUAGAUGUAUGUAAAGAGAAGAUCUGAAAUUUUAAAAACAAUCUAUACCUAUAAAAAUCUAUGGGGCGUAGAAAAUUAUCUCGUAUCUGCCACACCUACUUAUACUUACCUAAAUAAAAUCCUGGCUACGCCUUUCACACACAUAAAAAAAUAUUUUUACAAUCGUUCAUCUUUCAACGGCUGUCUAUUGUCUGAAUUUAUCUGAUAAAUGUGUACCAAAAUUAAUAAUUAUACAAUAUAAUUUAAUGUUAUGUAA
Molecule: messenger RNA, 4027 nt
Organism: Amyelois transitella
Lineage: Eukaryota; Metazoa; Arthropoda; Insecta; Lepidoptera; Pyralidae
Product: tyrosine-protein kinase transmembrane receptor Ror
Exons: 8
Coding region: 749-2473 (574 amino acids)
Biological process (GO): protein phosphorylation; positive regulation of kinase activity; cell surface receptor protein tyrosine kinase signaling pathway
Cellular component (GO): signaling receptor complex; axon
Molecular function (GO): transmembrane receptor protein tyrosine kinase activity; neurotrophin binding; neurotrophin receptor activity
Source: RefSeq, a predicted model, not a curated record